AUGUUGCUUGAGAAACGUUUUCAAGAAUGUACUCAUAACUCAAGUUGCACAGAUCGUAGAAUUUAUCCUAACCUUAUUUGUAACAUUCUCCUUUUUAUUAAAAAAAAAAUGUUAAUAGAUUACACUUUACCUAAUACUCCCAGUAAUGAUAAAAAAAAUGUUGAUGUUACACAAAAAAAAAAUCGAAUUUUAUCAGCUUUAGAGAAACGUAACAAUAUCAGAAAAAAAGUUCUUGAAGAGGAGCAUUUAAAGAAAUCCAAAAUAUUCGAAACAAUUGAUAUUGUGGAAACAACUAAAAAAUUUCUUGGAGAGGAUUUAAACUUUCCAAUAUCUACAACAGUAUCAUUAUCAGAGUCGUUAGGUAGCAUUACAAUUAUGAAUAAUACUGCAUUAUCUAUUAAAUCAAAAACCACUGAAACAAAAGAAGAUAUUGAGAAACGUACACAAUUAGCUUUUGUUUCAUGGAUCAAUCAAUUAUGUGGUGUAGAUAAAGAAUGUUGUACAGACAUGGAAUCAUUUACUGAAAGAGCACGGCUUAAAGCAGAUGAAAUACUUAGAACAUCUCUUUCAAAUCAAAGAAUACCUCAAGAACCAUUGUCUAAUUUUAGAGAUUCUCCUGUUGGUUUGUCUAAAAAAGCAACUCAAUGGACAAUUACAUUGUCAAAAGCUAAAGAAAGUUUGAAGGAUUGUGUUUUUUUGAGUCAAAUUCAAGAUAUAGUAGGUGGAGCUAACCAAAUUUGUUCCACUAACUUAGUCCCAUCUUCUGAUGUUGGUUUGAAGAAUAGUGUUAUUGAAGUACUUUUUAAUUAUAAUUCUACAUGGCUACGCUUAGCUAUAGAGUGUAUAUUUGAUACUGAAUUGACUAUUCCUAAUAAUGGUUCUUUACGAAAAGUAAUAACAUCAUAUCUAUCUAAAAAUUUUUUUUCUAAUCCUAAAAUAUUGAAAUCAAAGAGAUUGUUUUCUGAUGGUAAAAAUUAUGUCACACCAUCAGAGAUAAAAAAACUGCAACGUCAUUUUAUAACUAAAUUUAUUCAAAUAAUAGCAGUUAUUGAGUAUUUUCAAACAAUAGAUUUAAUUAUACCUCGGAAUCCACCAAUGUUUGAGGCUAAAUCUAUAUUUUGUACCUCAAAAGAUGUAAUAACAUGGCUAAGAAAAACGAUAAUUUCUGUAAAAUUUAAUUUAACAAAAGCUUUAGAAAAAAUUGGCCUUUCAUUUUGUUAUGAACAAAAAUUUUAUGAUACUUAUGUUUUUGUUGUUAAAGAUUUAUCAACAGAUCUUUGUGAUGGGAUUAUUUUGGCAAAGGUUAUUGAAACAAUUCUUAAGAUUACAGAUAAUUCACUUAUUUCAUCAUUGCGACAACCCAGAGGUGAUAGGAUUAAAAAACUUGGAAAUGUAAGGGAUGUUUUAGAAUUUGCCAGAAAUCAUAAUCUUGAUAUUGGAAAUAUCAAAGCUGAAGAUAUUGUUCAGGGAAAUAUUACUCGUAUUAUUGAAAUGUUGUGGAAAAUUGUUGGAGUUUUUGAAGCACAAAAAGAUGAAUAUGUCAUAAUUCGUCAAUUUUCUAAAAAGAUUGAAAAACUUUCAUCACAUCUAGAUAAUCCUUGUUUAUCAAUUCCUAAUUAUUUAAAUGGAUUUGAUAUAGUAAUUCAUCUUUGUAAACAAUUUGCAUUACUAAAAGGAUUAGAAAUACCAAAAAAUAUUGAAGACUUUACUGAUGGAUGUUUAUUAUAUAAUAUUUAUGAUUAUUUUUGUUCAAAAUAUGAAAGAAUACCUAGUUGUAAAAUUAAUGGAACAACUUUGUUAAAAAAAGUUUUCAAUAUCGGAUAUAUGAAACUUGGAAUUCCAAGUGAUUUAACUAAUUAUGCAAUGAUUUCUCUUAAGAAAUACAAAACUUUUAAAAUUUUUAUAAAACUUUUUAUAGAAAAAUGUUUUGUUAUUAUGGAAUGUAAUGAAUCUGCACUUAUUAUAACAAGAGUUAUUCGAAGAAUUGGAUUGAUAAAACAUAAUCGUUUAAUUAAUUUAAAAGAGUACUCGUUAAAAUGGUAUGAGGAACAUAAAAAAAAUCAAAUAAUAAGAAAUAAUUGUGCUAUAAAGAUUCAAUCAUUGUAUAAGGGAUAUAUUAUACGUAAGAAACUUAAUAAAAAAAUUAUUGAAAGGAAAGAUAAAAUAAAUAAAAUGAAAAAGGAGGUGAUUGAUAAUAAUAUUUGUGAUAUUCAUGAUUUAAGUAUCUCUCUUGUUGAUCGUUUUAACAAAAUAUGUGAAGUUUUAAUGUCAAUGAAAAAAAAUGAGUGUAAAAAAGUUUUUCAACAAUUAGUUCGCCUUCUACAUCUAUCAACGUGUUUAGGUUUAUAUUUUGUUAAAAAUGAUGGUCAUAAAUUUCUUUGUUUAACUAUCAAUAGUUUAAGAAAAGAUAAUUGUGAAGAAGAAAUUUAUUUAUUAUUUGGUGAAAUAAUUUAUCUUUUAUUAUCAGAUAAAUUAUGUUAUAAAUAUAUGAAAGAUGAUAUAAAAAAUAUAGUUGAUGUUAUAUGGAAUAAUAUUUAUGAUUGUAUUGAUCAUGUGAAUGCCGUUCAAAAAUUUGGAAAUUGUAUGUUACUUUUAGGAGAUAGAGAAGAUGCAGAACAAUGCUGUGGAAAUUCUUUGUUUUAUAUAAGAGAAAUGAUGAAAAAAUUGCCACCUUUAUUAUCUGAUGAAAUCUGUCACAUGGAAUGUAAUAAUGAUAAAAAUGUUUCAAAAGAUUGUAAAAUUUAUAGAAUGGUUAGAAGGCUACAUUCAUCUUUUUGCUAA
Molecule: messenger RNA, 2781 nt
Organism: Strongyloides ratti
Lineage: Eukaryota; Metazoa; Nematoda; Chromadorea; Rhabditida; Strongyloididae
Product: Abnormal spindle-like microcephaly-associated protein
Exons: 3
Coding region: 1-2781 (926 amino acids)
Biological process (GO): mitotic cell cycle; spindle organization; establishment of meiotic spindle localization
Cellular component (GO): spindle pole
Molecular function (GO): protein binding
Source: RefSeq, a predicted model, not a curated record